CUGGAGCUUCAGUCAUUUGAGCCUUGUUAAAUUACUGUAAUGUGCAAGCGUCCCAGACCUCCCUCCACACUUAACUAGUCUCCUCUCCUGUGUAAUCAGACAUGCCCAGACACAAUAUGGAAACACAGAGGAGUCAAUGGGAUCCGCUCAUGAGAUCGCCGUGGAUUGUGAGAGUGGAGCCAGACACCGAAAGCAGCAGCACAGAGACCGAACGGCAUCGAGUCAAACAGGGAGGCGGAGUCUCACUGACAUCACCGUCGAUGCUGCUGCAGCAGCGAAUCACGGAGCUCGACCAGCAGAGGGAGGAGCUAAAGAUUGAGCUGCAGCUGGAGGUGGCGCUGCUGCGCGGCGAGCUGCAGGCCGAGGAGGAGUGUCUGCGCAGGCACACAGAGCAGCUGCAGGUGCUGCAGGAGAAGGACAGGCAGCGCAGGAGCCGGCAGCGGGCCAGCAGACAGAAGGAGCGAGUCCAGCUGGAGGAGCAGCGGCUGAAGGUGGAGGAGAUGAGGAGGAGGUGUGAGGAGAAGCAGAAACAGAUUCCCUCGCAGCCAGAGGACCAGCGAGAGCCGCUGCUGCUUCAGCUGCAACAGGAGAGGGAUGCUCUGGAGGCCACAGUGCGAGCGUUUGAAGACAUGGAGUUCCACGUUCUGGAGCUGGAGAGCGGAGUGGAAGACGAGCGAGAAGGAGAGGAUGGAGAAAGUCAAACGGUCAUCGAAAGAGAGAUAAGCAGAGUACAGCACACGCGCAACGCAUCUCAGGAACGAGUCCAGCGACUGGAGAAGCAGCUGAAGGAAAUGGAGAAAGAAAAGGAGAAAGCGCUGAGCUCCCUCAGACAGGAGAGAAAGGAGCUGCUGCACAGCUCUCAGAGGGUUUUGAAAGAGAAGAAGCCGCUCACUGAUUGGUCCAACAUCACAGGCUCCACCCCCUGCGUGAUGUCACUGAGCCCUCUGACCAUUCACAAGGCAGCGCAGGAAUCACUGAAGGACAGAUCCAGUUUGCCUCGCAGACGCAGCUCGCACAAGAAGAACACAGACAGACCACUCUCUGCACAAGGUGAGCAGGCCAGACAGGUGAAACGGCAUUCACUAGGACACAAAUACCUGCUGAAAUGUGGUUUAACUGGCGUCAGACUGUAAGCAGGUCAAACAGAAACACAAUUGUGCAGAACAAGCAAACAGCCAGAGGUCCUGCUGAUCAUCAGCUCUGAUUUGGAUCGAGGUGUGUCCGUGUUCCUGGAAAAGCCAGUGGAGCCGCUGCGACUGCUGUUGAGACACACAGCUGUGCUUUUGUUCCUGACAGUCAUUUAUCUC
Messenger RNA from Sinocyclocheilus grahami, 1307 nucleotides. RefSeq names its product pleckstrin homology-like domain family B member 3. Lineage: Eukaryota; Metazoa; Chordata; Actinopteri; Cypriniformes; Cyprinidae. The transcript has 8 exons. The record is from RefSeq and is a predicted model, not a curated record. Bases 102 to 1133 code for a protein of 343 amino acids.